This is a messenger RNA of Coregonus sp. 'balchen', 1428 nucleotides long. The record is from the annotation of a GenBank genome assembly. NCBI's taxonomy places the organism in Eukaryota, Metazoa, Chordata, Actinopteri, Salmoniformes, Salmonidae.
AUGGCAUGGGAGCCCAGCCUUGGAGCCUUCUACGGCCCCGUGGCGUUCAUCGUCCUGGUCACCUGCAUCUACUUCCUGUGUACCUUCAUUCAGCUGAGGCGCCACCCCGAGAGAAAGUACGAGCUGAAAGCCCUGACUGAGGAGCAGCAGAGGCUGGCAUCCGUCACCGACGUGGGUGGGCAUUGCCAUCAGGGAGGGGAAGGGGAGCCCGGAGCCCUGCCACCACCGCCCAAUGGAGGGCACUGCCCUGCGGGCUGCCACUCGUCCACUGCCAUCAACCCCUCUAUGCUGGCCAACGAGCAUUCGUUCAAGGCCCAGCUGAGGACGGCAGCCUUCACCCUCUUCUUGUUCGUGGCCACGUGGGCCUUCGGGGCGCUGGCUGUGUCACAGGGCCACUUUCUGGACAUGAUCUUCAGCUGCCUGUAUGGUGCCUUCUCCGUCACGCUGGGCCUCUUCGUGCUCAUCCACCACUGUGCCAAGCGGGACGACGUGUGGCACUGCUGGUGCGCCUGUUGCCCCGGGAGACGCGCCAACCAUGGUUGCCACGGCCAUGGUCACGGCCACACUCGUCCAAAGAUUAAUGUCAAUGGGGAUGCCUUAGGGCAUGGGCACGGGCAUGGGCACUGCCACCUGGAUUCGCCUUGCCCGGGUAAGGCCCUGUUAGGAGGACACACCCACAGUGGCACCUUGGGUCACUGUAAGCAUGGCAGCCUGGCGUCAUCGCAGAACCAUGUGACGUGCCUGCCCCCUGUGGUGCCCUGCUGCCAGCAGCUGAUGGAGGAGGAGCCUCCCGCACACGUGCUGCUACACGCCGACCCCGAGGGCUACCGGCCAGACAUCCACCUGCAUCGAUGCCUGAAGGGCAGCACUAGGACUAAGCCUCGCCACUUCAGCCGUCACCGGCAGGCUGGCACAGGAGGGGGAGGAGGGGUGGGAGAGAGGGAGUACGCCUACCACAUCCCCUCCAGUGUAGACGGAGGCUCUAUCCACAGCUCCCACACAGACAGCCCUCACAGCACGCACGAGCGCCACGGACACAUCUGCCACCUGGCUGCUGCCCCCCACGAAGUAGGCCACCACACGUGCCAAGCUGCGACGGCUCACGAGGCGGCGCUGGCAUGCCACGCCCCCUGCCACCGGCACGUGCCUUGCUGUGCUAAGGCGGACCUGUUCCCCACUCUGUGCCAGGUGGAGGCAGGCGACACGGGUACCUUUCUGUGCGGCUGUGGCAAAAUAGCCAAUGAGGAGGACCUGAUCGUGCCUCAUCACCAGCUGGAGAUGCACCCACGUAGACAGUCCUACCCCCAGAACCCACCGCCCAAUCAGAAUGGCAUCCUUAAAGGCGGCCUGCACGAGGGUUUCCUGUACGCAUCAGACAGCACAGGGAAUAUACGCACUGGACCCUGGAGAAAUGAAACUACUGUGUAG